GAGUUAUAGAGGUUAUAAUUCUAGGUUAUUAUCUUUUAGUGGGGUCUAUAGUAAAAGUCGGUGAGUCGGCGUUAUUUACCGAAGAAUCACGCCAAACUGAAGAAUAGCUGUACUUCGGAUGAACUUUCUGCAUGCCGAUGUUUAUACAGACCGGACCAGAAGCGUUCCUAGUGUCAAAGGCCUUCAUCCCUGGUUAGAAAUUCAUAACUGUCUGGUUCUGGCGCAGAAAUCCAUACACAGAUUCUACUUCGGGACAAUCAGGCUUUUGUAGUGUUGUAUUAUUGGAUUGAAGGCGUGGAGGCGUUGAGGGCGUAUUGAUUCUCAAGGCCCGCUAGGCCAAGAGCGCUCAGACCUUCUCAGAUUCGGCAGGCAAAAGCUUCGUCUGGUCACUUUUCUAGAACGCCAGAUGCAACGCCAUCGUAGUUUGUGGCUGAUACCACAGUCGAGAUACAGUACAUCAUUAGCAUGCGACCGAGAUGAGGAUUCUCGCCGACUGUGAAUGCGCUGAAAUAAUUUUUGCUGUAGUGUUGUUUUUUGAUUGUAAGGAUUGUUGUUGUGACCCUUCCAGGGGGGCUGUUUGCAUGCCGGACACGGGACAAUAAUGCUGGAGGUAAUAAUAGAAUCCACCGGAUCCUAAUGACGGCCUGGAGCCAGCAGCUUUGCUUUGCUUUGCUUUGCUUUUGGAAGUCGGAGACCCUCAGGGUCGUGUUGCUUCUAGUGUCAGCGCCUCUGGCACUACAGUAGGUAGAGGACAACAGUCAUCCAUUGAUUCGGCCAGAAUCGUCAGGAGGUUAGGACGUUUGUUGAGGACUGGUUCUCCAUGUGCGCCAGAGAAAGACCGACAUUUGCGAAUUGACCACUACUGUAGUACUGACUACUACUGAGUCCUGACCAGGACCAGGAACACGAUGGAGCAAUUUCCUGCCUGACUCCCCUGACUCCCUGAGCGCACCUGGUUGGUCGUCCGCCCGGUUGAGCCGCUUUGUUUUAGCUUCCCCUGCAGGCAUCAGGGCCAGGCGAGCCAGGCUAAUAAUGCAGACACGGAUAUACAUAGGUCGAAAGAAGAGUAGCCCGCUCAAUUCAGGGCUUCUAUUCGCCAAAGCUCUUAAGCGAGAUGAUACCUGCUCUCAGUUUUGCAGUUCUCCAUUUUACGGGGACGGGGCUAAAGUCGAAGGACGUCGUAUCGUCCCAUUUACCGUCCCCGUCCCCGUCCCCUCACACGGUCAGACGGCUUCCUCACAAACGUCGACGACAAGAGCCUUUGCCUGUCUGUCUGUCUGUCUGUCUGUCUGUCUGUCUGUCCGUACACGCACAUCGACAGCAUCUGGCAUGACGGCAAUGAGUUGACGCAUUGCUCAAUUAUCGCGUCAAUCCGCGGCUUUCGAAUCUGCACACAGCGCUGUCGAUAUAGCAGCACGCAGACUGCAAUGGGCGAACAUCACCAUUUUGGCAGGCCAUCACUCCUUCUGGCCAGCCACGACAAAGCUCAUCGCGAGCACGUACACCAACACCAUCUUUUACACCGCGGGGAUCCAAGUGUAGUUGGGGAGAUAGUCACGGAGGUUAUCGCAACUCUUACGGUCAUCCAGCAAGUCACAGUCGAUUCCAAUGGCAUCACCAUCGGCCUACACACAUUCACCGCCGACUCAACAGGCGGCACCGUCUUUCCAUCUACAACAACGGAGAAAGCUACUCCUGCUACCACACCAGCGAGUCCAGGGACGAGCAGCUCAGGCGCUACAGCGCCAUCGACGUCCGGAUCUGGACCCGGAAAUCAAAACGCAAACAAUGCAGCAUCUGCCUCACAGUCAUUACUUUCCAUUCAGAACAUAGAGUCAGCCUCGGCUGCAACACCCAUUUCCUCGAUACCCACGACCUUUUCUUCGAUUCUUGCUACCUCUAAUUCAUCUUCCAUAAUAUCAACCUCAAGUAUAAGCGGCUUGACACCAAGUUUCUCUAACUCUUCAUCAUCAUCCUCAAGUCUUUCUGGCUCACCUUCGAGCUCGGUAUCCAUCAAUCUUCUAUCCUCGAGCACUAUCUCUGACGAAUCGUCCACCUCGUCACUCUUAUCAACCUCUGUUUACUCGCCAAGUUCAUCCUCAUCAGCGACGGCAACUGGAACCGAUGGCAUUGCUGGUGGAGGAUCGGGAACAGGAACGGGAUCUGGCGAUACCUCGACCAGUACUGCAGGUUCUGGUGAUGGCUCGGACUCGUCACCGUCAACAUCGACCGUUGUUGGGGGAGUGGUAGGCGGUGUUGCUGGAGCUGCAAUUCUAAUCUUCCUUUUAAUGAUUUUAAUUCGCUGGAAGAGACGUCAUUCAUCCAUGUUGGCUUUGGGUAGUGGGGAGGGAGAGGGAGCUGCAGGUACAACUCGCAGUACACCGCCAUCUGGACCGUCUGGAGAAGGAAUGGCCGAACGUUCUUCAUUUGGUGGUUUCGCUGUUCCAGCCGCCUUGGCUACCCUCACAGGAUAUAAACGAUCCUCGCAAAGAACGGCAGACCGAACUACUAUAUCAUCAACAGCCGGUAGCGAGCGAGGCUUCUACCGAGUUUCUGGAAGGAAGUUGCCGUCAGUACUGCAGACUGGUGGGGAUGGCUAUGGUGGUGGCAUCAUGGAAUCGAACACCUUGAGUGGGUCAUCUUUCUACCGAGACUCUCAAGGCUUCUAUGGCGGUCCUGGCGGUCCAUCCUCGCCUCCUGUAGGCUUGUCGAUGCCACGAGAUAGUGGUGUACCAAUCAUGAGAGAAGGUCCGGCCCGUACACCAGUUACAGAACAAGGACCAUUUGCAGAUCCUCCCGCCUCGUUGACACCGCCACCACGUCGACCUGAUGUCGUUGGGAGGUCACACCCUUCGUUUGAUGGGUCUCAGCGCUCCCGGUUCACUGAAGAGGUUUGAAAUAAGCUUCUCGUCUCAAAGCAUGUCUUUGACUCCCUGCCUGUCGUCUGGUCCAGGGAUCCCCGAUAUGGAUGAUCACGAAUUCCUCUGUUUCUUUGUAGAUUUUAGGACUGGUGCCGAGGAGGGAGUGAGGAAAGGCACCAUUUUCUUGGCUGGAAGAGCCAGGAUAUCUUUGCGUUUUGCAUUGGAUUGGCGUUUUAUUCUGAUGUACGGAUCGGAUUUCUUGUUGCGCGUUUGAGGAUCUGAUAUCAUUUGUUGAGUGAACAGUUCAUUGGUUACACGCGAGAGAUGUUCGACGACUGCAAAGGCCUCGACCUUUCAGAUGAUGGAUCGGCGGGGAAGGGGAGAGGAGGACCUGCCCUCUAUCUGUCAUUGGUUUGUGUCACUAUGUAUACUACCAUGAUGAUGCUAUUGAGUCCUGACAGCAGGUCGAUGGGUCACAAUAUAUAUUGUCCUGAGCUACCCCUUCUACCUUUCUCCGAGGAGCUUUCUUUCCCGUGCUCUUCUUUUCCCUCUAAUCGACAACCAAAACAGUGAGCCCUGCAUAGCUGAGUCAAGCUUUUGCACCGCAUUAAGCUUACCCUUCCUUGCGGCCCCCCGUCCCGUCUGAAGGGAAGAUCAAAACAGUCGUUCAUCACCAAAUGUGGCUGAGCAGGAAGAUGAUACACCUGGCACGGAAUCUGUCACCUUGGCCAAUACGAAUGAGGGUCGUCAGCAGUAGGAGGCAGGGAAUGCAUUGGAUUGGUGUCUUGGAGAUGCUUCUAUGCAGAUGUUGAGCGCUGAUUUGCGCCAUCUGUGUACCCGUUUCAUGAGUGUCGGAGGUGCAUUGAGAUGGUGUUAUUGGUGGGCUGCCCGAUGAACGGUCUUUGUGUGUAUAUAUGGGAAGAAACCUGUUUGAGGACUCAAGAGAGGCAAUGGCUUGAAAAGAUGAUAGUUGAUCGCACGUGUGAAUCAUUUGUCCAAUGUGAGGGUGAAGAUAUUAAUAUGGCUCAAGCUUCAUCGACUCUCAUCCAGCUCGACACAGCCGACGCUCGUUCUCGUCCCAUGAAAAAGGGAGGCGACAAGAUGAAACACUUCUGAGUUGAAUGGUGGAUACUUUCGAACAUCCAUCGAUCACAUCAUCACGGCACCAUCCAGACCAUGUCAGCAACCUUAAAUCGACUUCCCAGGCGCUGGCCAGGCACACCUUGACAAGAAUCCGGCACUCGGAGAUGGCGACGAAUAAGAAUUCAGCUAUGGUGUCACAGAUUGAUUUCUUUUAUGUCUACUGCGUAUCACGAUUUUCUGUGAUUCGAGAACGUCCCAUGGCAGGGCAUGGCAUGGCAUGGCACAGAGCCAGGGAGGCGCAGCACCCUGUCCAUAUUGACGUUGUGGAUGGAUAGUGAUGGUGAUAGCCUCAACUUCUCGUCUCGCGUCCAUUCAUUAUUGCACUCUGUUGGCAAUCGGUAAUCAAGCGAAGGUAGCGAUGUGAUGCGUUACACCACAGCGGGUCUAGUUCCAGUUCUAGUUCAUGGCUCCUCCAAAGUCUUGGUACGAGUGAUCGACACAGUGCCGUGGCAGUCUGCAGCCAGAGAGGGUCGAGACCAUGAACUUCGAGGAGCAAGACUUUAUCUGACAAGAGUUGCUUGGGUGGUGUGGAGCUUGAAUUUUCCGACUCGGGGAGGGGGAGCAAGCAGCAGCAGCACAUUGGAAGGCGCAAGAUAUGGUGCCAUACCGUGAAAACACAAAGCAAAGGCAGAGGCAGAGGCAGAAGCAAAAGCAGAAGCAAAAGCAGACGCACGAUCUCGCUCUAGCCCACACUUGCAACUCUGUAACCCCUCGGUCCCCUUCCCUUCCCCUCCCUUCCCCUCCCCCCGACCACA
This is a messenger RNA of Cadophora gregata, 4759 nucleotides long. RefSeq lists its product as uncharacterized. The record is from RefSeq and is a predicted model, not a curated record. Lineage: Eukaryota; Fungi; Ascomycota; Leotiomycetes; Helotiales; Ploettnerulaceae. The transcript is spliced from 3 exons. Bases 1428 to 2897 code for a protein of 489 amino acids.